AAAAAUAACCAUUAUUUAAUGUCAAUAUUUCCAAUACGAAACACCCCAUUUCUAUAAUUUUUUUCUCAUCAAAAUCACAUAGCAUAAAUAAAUCUAAUUUCCCCCACUUUCAUCUCCAACAUUUUCCUAAUUUCCAAGCUCUGUUCUAGUAUAUUUUUUCUUCAAAAAACAACUCCUUGGUCCCUUAUAUUUUCAGUUUGAUUUUCUUGUUCUAGAUCUUAAUUAUAUUUAUUUGCUAAUUUUUCCCUUUGUGUUCUUAAAUCUUAGUUUAUCUUUAAUUAAAACCCAAAAUCUACAUGCGUUUUUGAAAAAUAGAAGGCAAAAAGAAAAAGCUAAUGGUUUCAGAUAUGGAGUCUACCGGAGAAGUGGUUAGGUCAACAUCCGCCAGUAACGGCGGCGGUAUUACGGUGGUGGGAUCCGACUCUCCGUCCGAUUUUCACGUAGCUCCGAGAUCAGAAAGCUCAAAUCCAUCUCCUAACUCCGUCGGUCCUCCACAACAGUCUCAUCACACGAAUCAGUUCGCGGGAGUAGCUCCGCCGCCGUUAAUUUCGACGGCGACGACAACGAUGAUGGAAGGUAUCUCCGGCGGCUCAAUGAAGAAGAAACGUGGACGGCCAAGGAAGUACGGACCGGACGGGACGGUUGUGGCGUUAUCUCCAAAGCCGAUUUCAUCGGCGCCGGCGCCGUCGCAUCCUCCGACGAGUUCACAUGUCAUCGAUUUCUCCGCCUCUGAAAAACGCGGCAAAGUGAAGCCAACAAACUCUUUUCACAGAACAAAGUAUCAUCACCAAGUCGAGAAUUUAGGUGAAUGGGUUCCUUGCUCCGUCGGUGGUAAUUUUACACCUCAUAUAAUCACGGUCAACGCCGGUGAGCCUGAUUCCUCUGGUGGCACAUUGACAUACGAAGGCCGGUUUGAGAUUUUAUCAUUGUCCGGUUCAUUCAUGCCUAACGACAUAGGCGGAACUAGGAGUAGAACCGGAGGAAUGAGCGUAUCGUUAGCAAGUCCUGACGGGCGUGUGGUAGGCGGUAGUGUCGCCGGUUUACUAGUAGCUUCGAGUCCGGUUCAGGUGGUUGUAGGAAGUUUUUUAGCCGGUACGGACCAGCAGCAAGAUCAGAAACCAAAAAAGAACAAACACGAUUUCGUGUUGACGACGACUCCAACCGCUGCGAUUCCGAUCUCUAGCGCGGCUGAUCAUCGGACAAUCCACUCUGUAUCGCAUCUUCCGAUCAAUAAUACAUGGCAGGCUUCUUUAGCUUCUGAUCCAAGAAACAAGUCUUCCGAUAUUAACGUUAAUUUAACUUGAAAAUGUCAAAUCUUCCUCUGUAUUCUCCGUCAUUGAGUUGUGUUUGGUUUUUCCAAAUUAGGGUUCUACUAAACUUGUAGCUUUUCUUAGGGUUUUAGGGGUCUUAUAAUUUCCGUUUCUAUCUUGUUUAUUCGGAUUAAAUCAUCUUGUUUCCUUAAAUUUUGUUGAAACUGCGUCAUUUUGUCUGUUAUUAUUGUAUCAAGCACGAAUCCAUGUAUCGGUUCAUCCAGAUGUUCGAUUCGGUCUGUACUUAAACCGGUUGAAAUGAUCCAUAUACCCAUUCAUGUAA
Molecule: messenger RNA, 1593 nt
Organism: Thlaspi arvense
Lineage: Eukaryota; Viridiplantae; Streptophyta; Magnoliopsida; Brassicales; Brassicaceae
Source: the annotation of a GenBank genome assembly